CGUCACAGCACGGCGCCGGCUUGUGAAGAUGGCGGCGGCCGAGUGAGGCGAGAGACGCAGGUCCUGUGGUUGGAUUGGCAUCAUCCCAGGCAGGAGAGGCAGCUCCUGUUAGUAUAGACCCGUGCCUUGCUCUUGAUCCCUGGUCUUAGUCGGGUUGGUCGUGUGGAUCUAUAGUGCUCCUUACAGUCUGUCGUUAUCCUUGGCAACGGAAGACUUGAGGAGGAACUGUCGUCGGCAGCAGUGCAAUGGCUCAGUUUCCAGGGCAGAAUGCUCUUCCUGGUGUUCAGAAUUUAAAAGCGGAUCCCGAGCAACUAUUCACAAAACUGGAGAAAAUCGGCAAAGGCUCCUUUGGGGAAGUUUUUAAAGGAAUAGACAACCGGACUCAAAAAAUUGUGGCCAUAAAAAAUAUUGAUCUUGAAGAAGCUGAAGAUGAAAUUGAAGAUAUCCAGCAGGAAAUCACUGUGCUGAGUCAAUGUGAUAGUCCGUAUGUUACUAAAUACUAUGGAUCUUACCUGAAAGAUACAAAAUUAUGGAUUAUAAUGGAAUAUCUAGGUGGUGGCUCUGCUUUAGAUUUGCUGGAACCUGGAUCACUGGAUGAAUACCAGAUUGCAACAAUACUAAGGGAAAUCCUAAAAGGUCUUGAAUAUUUGCACUCAGAGAAAAAAAUCCACAGAGAUAUCAAAGCGGCCAACGUCUUGCUAUCGGAGCAAGGUGAAGUGAAGCUGGCGGAUUUUGGAGUGGCUGGGCAGCUGACGGACACGCAGAUAAAGAGAAAUACUUUUGUGGGUACGCCGUUCUGGAUGGCACCUGAAGUUAUCAAGCAGUCAGCUUAUGAUUCCAAGGCUGACAUCUGGUCUUUGGGAAUAACUGCAAUAGAGCUCACAAAAGGAGAACCACCGCAUUCAGAGCUGCAUCCAAUGAAAGUUUUAUUUCAUAUUCCAAAGAACAAUGCGCCAACGUUGGAGGGAAAUUACAGCAAGUCUUUAAAAGAAUUUGUGGAAGCAUGCUUGAAUAAAGAACCAAGUUUUAGACCAACAGCAAAAGAGUUGCUGAAGCACAAGUUUAUAUUACGAAACUCCAGAAAGACCUCCUACUUGACAGAACUGAUUGACCGGUACAAGCGGUGGAAGGCGGAACAGAACCACGAGGACUCCAGCUCGGGUGAAUUAGACUCGGAAGCUGAAAGACAGGCAUCAGGAGGGGAGGAUACAAGUGACUGGAUCUUUACAAUCAAAGAGAACGACCCAACCAAACUACAAAAUGGAGCAGGUCAGCUUGACAGCCUCAGCGAGAGUGAUCAGGUCCAAGAUGCUCCAAAGCAAUCACAGUCUCAAUGUUUACCGACAAUUAUUUCUCCAUUAUUUACUGAGCUCAAGGAGAAGAUCCAGGCAGGUGGAGGCUACACUGAAGCUGUUGACGAACUGAGAGAGGCCUUUUUCCUGGCAGAAGAAGCUUGUCCGGGCAUUUCUGAUGCACUUGUGAACCAACUUGUGCAAAGACUUCAGAGAUAUUCAUUAAGUGGGGCCAGUUCUUCCAACUGAAGGUGAAUGUUCAUUUCUGGAAAGAUGAUGCCGCUGAGACUACGUUGGUGCUCUUAACAGUGAUCACAUCCAACAACCUUACAAGAUGUUAUAGGUUAUCCCCUGGACAAACAGCGCCAAAAGUCUCUCAGAGCAAAUUAUCAGCCAGUUUAUGCUGCUUGAAGCUGUUAGUUUUUAUCAAUUUCUACCAUAGUGCACAUUUUCAGGUGGGAUGAACUGCCUACCAAUUUUUUUUUUUAAGUUUUGUUUUAUAUCCCAAAUUGUAUAUUUAGGACUGAGAUUCGGAAAGUGAAGCCUCUGCAGUGCCUCAGGUAACCUGCUUAACGUUGAUUAUAACUGGGAGAUGGAGAGGUUCUCAUUAGCUUGUGUACAUUUGUGUAUAUAGAAUCAUUUUUACUGAAGGUGCAGAUCAUGAGCGCGCAUUGGGAGCAUAAUUGACUUAUUGUACAGCCUCAGGGUCUGAAAUGACCUGCUUCUACUCAGUUCUCAGGUGGCUCGAGACCCAUGAGGGAUCUGAUGACUCCACCGUAGGUGGGUCAGGGAGCGCUUGAUGGAGAGGGGAGGGGUUGGGUAGUUCGGGUGUUGUUUGCUCCUUCUGCUGUUUGUGCUUGGCCUCCAUUCGUUCCUGUCAUUGAGACUUAAGGUGUUUAGUGCCUUCCCGGAUGCUGCUUCAACAAACUUGAGCGGCAUGGUAACUGUAUAAAUCACAUCAACAACCAAUUGCUUAUGUGGACUUUGUUCUGUGGAUGAAACUUCGAAAGGGCCAUUGUUAAAUAUUACCUGUAUAGAUCGAAUAAUGUUCUGGUGACUAUUUAGUUGUUUUCUGGACCUUGCCAUUUUUGUAAUUACACUGUCCAACUUGGAUGAUCUUGGGUCACUUUUUAGUAGUUUCUCAUUUCCAUCUGGCCCAACUCAAUUACUUUUUGAAAUCUAGCACCCUUAGAUGACAAGAGAUGAACAGCUCCAUCUGAGUUGUGUUUGUUACCUUGCAAGAGUUCAGAAUGACAAAUGAUGUUUUCUUUGAUCUUUCACUGGGUUUUCAAAGCAAUUCAAGCAAAAUUGGAAAUGACCAGUUGUCACCUUGCUAUUCUUAGUAAGUUGCAUCUUUGAUGAGAUAACCAUAGUUGCCAAGAUGAUAUCUGUCCCUUCAAGAAGCAUUUAGUCUGGAUCUUAGAGACUUCCUUGUAUGUCUCAGAAUAAAUAAUCCAGUGUGUCCUUUUACAUCAGUUUAAGUUUUGAGCUGGUGAGGUAACUUCUGUAGAAGAUUAAUUGUCAACUUCUAGGCAAAUAGAUUGGAAAGAUUAUUUUCUGCAUCAGAAAGUUAGAUUCUCUUGUGUUUUAGAGUGUGUGCCAGCACCUGGCUUCAGAUGUUUCAGACUGUUACAUUGCUAUUAAUUUGCAGUAGUAAAUGUCAAGCUAAUGAGGGAGAGAGGCUUCAGGAGCUCAACAAUGUUGAAUCAAGCUAAACAGGCCAAAUCACACAUUGUGUGCGCCAGAAAGCAUUGAUCAGUCAAGAGCUACUUGAACAUCAGAAAAGUUGUAGAUGCAGGGAAUCUCAAAAUAAAAAUAUGACACUGCGAACACGCAGCAGAUCUGGCAGCUUUGAUGGGAAGAGAAGCUGUUAGCAUUUCAGUUUUGGGAUCUUUUGGCAGAACUGAGUAAGAGAGAAGGCGGGUAGAGAGGUAGGGGUGGGCAUUUUCUCAGAAGGGUGAAAUAUGGCUAUUGAGGGACUGUUAAUCUACUUUGUGUAAUAGAUUGCUGAUAUUGUAACAUUGGUAUAUAGCAUAAUUAGAACAAACUGUACAAAUGUAAGAGGAAAGGGUGUGUUGGCAACCAAAAAUGGCCAGUUCUGAUACAAGCUGAAAGAGGAUUUUUGGAAGAUGGAGAAUUGGAUCGUGUGCCUAGAUGAAACAUGAGGUGAUUUUCCUCAAACUUGCAAUAGAUCUCAUUAUCAACCUCCAUAAAUCAAAGCUUUCGCAGAAUUGCUAAACCUUUAAACCUGGUUUAAAGCAUAAUUCCCAUCCCUAUAAAUAAUUGAUUUUUAUCUCUGAUCCUUAAAGGAAUUUAGAGAAACAACACAGAGUAGGCCUUUCUGACCCCUUGAGCUGUACUGCCCAGCAAACCCCGACAACCCCGACUUAAUCAUAACCUGUUUGCAGGACAAUUUACAAUGACCAAUUAACCCAUCUGGUACGUCUUUGGACUGUGGAAGGAACCCGGAGGAAACACACAUAUUUCACAGGGAGGAUGUACAGAGGCUCCUUACAGAGGAUGCUGGAAUUGAACUCCGUACUCCAUCCUGAGUCGUGAUAGUGUUGUGCUAACUGGCACCCACGAAUGUACAUCAGAGCUCGGCUUGUUCAUUGGGCUGCAAGACUAAGAGGAAAAUUUUGCUUGAUGUUCCUUCAUUUGAUGGUAUACCCAACUUAAAAAAAAAAACCAGAAUGAUGCAAAUACUCAGCUUUUGUGGGAAGCAAAACAGAAUCACCAUUUCCCUUGUCAAUUCUUUGACAAAUUUUCACAUUUACAACCUUAUUUGUCAGAUGCAUAAGUGAAAGCUUGGUAUUUGUGUGACUGAUGCACUCCACUGUUCUAACUUGCCACAUGCUUGUAACAUUCUUACUAUGCAAUAGAACCAAAGAGUCCUGGAUUCAGGAUCCUUCCUGAAGGGUUUAUGUUGUAUAACUAACACAGUAAACUUCCCAAGUGUUUUGCAUAUCAGAGUCUCUUUGAGACUACCUGCAAACAACUCAUGCAGCUUUAAUUGGUUGAAAGGAGUAUCUGAAGUACAAUGUUUAAUCUAUAGUUGUGCCAGUGUAAAUAUUCAAUUUUUGUUGGAUUAUGCCUGAGAGAAUUUACUAUGUCUACAGCUUUGGCAUCUUGCAUCCCAAUUCUAAUGUUUCAGAUGAAGUCCAACGUCACUUUUGACCAUUAAAAAUGCAACUUUGGGAUGUUUAAAGUUUGCGAAUUUCUACAAUCAAUAUUCCGGCCCAGAUCAGGUUAUGUUUUAUUCCAUCAUGUAAUCACUUUGAUUUGUACUGAAGACAAAGAGGAAACCAAUUCCUGCUUCCACUCAUUGCUGCAAAGCAAUUCUGCUGUGUGUUCAUUCCUUUAGCCAGUUAGUAAAAUCACAGUGUAAUAUUUCAUAAACAUCAGAGCUAGCGCUUCUGUUGAUUGAGUGAGCUAGUUGGUAUUGGACCAUCUUGUGCACUAAUUAGAAAAGUUAGUGAAUCACCAGAAGGCAGUGAGUAGUAAUAAUGUAUGCUGGCUGCAUUGUGAUUGCCUACCUGAUAGAAUAGGCCACGAGGUACUACUUAUAGAUCCACUUUUGUAAAGAGUGUUAAACAAUCUGUCAUCACAGAUUAUAGUGUUUGCAUUAAGUUCUGUUAUUUAAAGAUGCAUAUUUCCCUAUUUGUUUGCACUAUAUAAUUGGCCAUUUUAAAGAAGUAAGGUGACAUUAGACCUUGUGUAGUAAUUAAGAUCUUCAGUCUUGUCACCGUUUCCAUUACAGAAGUGCCAUGGCUCAGUCUACCCCCUUUACUGCGGUGGUGUGCUGCACUUUCCCUGUUUAGUUUGUAUUACCUGGCUGCACUUUUGAAAGUAUUUUUAUUUUAAUAUUUCAAACAUGGUACAUGGAUUGCAGUUUUUGUACCUGUUCUCUCCAGCUAACUGCAAAUAUUUUACAAUCAAAAGGAAUCUGUAAUUAGUGUAUUUUGUGCACAUAAUGGCAAUAAAGUAGUAAGGUCAUCAGAAAAUGUUCUUAAACACAGGUACAUUGUUCGGAAUGAUUCAAUUAAAAAGACAAUAUUUUUAUAAUUGUGUGUAAAGAGCUAGUGUUGCAGUAAAUCUGGUCCUUUAAGAUGUUUAAUAAUGACAGGAUACUUAAUAAAGAUGCUAAUUAAAUGUGUAAAUUUCAUUUUAUGUAACAUUGCUGACAGUUUAUAGUCUUGUAUAUAAUCCUUGCUUCUGUCAUUCAACACAAUGUACUGAAAUUCUCUGUAAGCUUUUAAGUGAUUUUAAAUAAAAGGUGAAUUCUGA
Hypanus sabinus (Atlantic stingray) is the source of this 5579-nucleotide messenger RNA. Its product is annotated as serine/threonine-protein kinase 24-like. Gene Ontology annotation, biological process: protein phosphorylation. The transcript is spliced from 12 exons. The coding region runs from base 246 to 1541 and encodes 431 amino acids. Gene Ontology annotation, molecular function: protein kinase activity; ATP binding. The record is from RefSeq and is a predicted model, not a curated record. NCBI's taxonomy places the organism in Eukaryota, Metazoa, Chordata, Chondrichthyes, Myliobatiformes, Dasyatidae.